Molecule: messenger RNA, 2262 nt
Organism: Rangifer tarandus platyrhynchus (Svalbard reindeer)
Lineage: Eukaryota; Metazoa; Chordata; Mammalia; Artiodactyla; Cervidae
Source: the annotation of a GenBank genome assembly
AUGGAGCGGAGAGCCUGGACUCUGCAGUUUACUGCUUUCACUCUUUUUUGCGCUUGGUGUGCAAUGAACAGUGUCAAAGCAAAGAAGCAGUUUGUGAAUGAAUGGGCGGCGGAGAUCCCCGGGGGACCUGAGGCAGCCUCAGCGAUAGCCCAGGAGCUAGGCUAUGACCUUUUGGGUCAGAUUGGAUCACUUGAAAAUCACUACUUAUUCAAACACAGAAACCAUCCUCGGAGGUCUCGAAGGAGUGCCUUUCACAUCACUAAGAGAUUGUCUGAUGAUGACCGUGUGAUAUGGGCAGAACAACAGUAUGAAAAAGAGAGAAGUAAGCGUUCCAUCCUAAGAGACUCAGCUCUGGAUCUCUUCAAUGAUCCGAUGUGGAAUCAGCAGUGGUACUUGCAAGAUACAAGGAUGACUGCAACCCUGCCCAAGCUGGAUCUCCAUGUGAUACCUGUUUGGCAAAAAGGCAUCACAGGCAAAGGUGUUGUUAUCACUGUACUGGAUGAUGGCUUGGAGUGGAAUCACACAGACAUCUAUGCCAACUAUGAUCCAGAGGCCAGCUAUGAUUUUAACGAUAACGACCAUGAUCCAUUUCCCCGAUAUGAUCCCACAAAUGAGAACAAACAUGGGACCAGAUGUGCAGGAGAAAUUGCAAUGCAAGCAAAUAAUCACAAGUGUGGGGUCGGAGUUGCAUACAAUUCCAAAGUUGGAGGCAUAAGAAUGCUAGAUGGCAUUGUGACUGAUGCUAUUGAAGCCAGCUCAAUUGGAUUUAAUCCUGGGCAUGUGGAUAUUUACAGUGCGAGCUGGGGCCCCAACGAUGAUGGGAAAACUGUGGAGGGGCCUGGCCGACUGGCCCAGAAGGCUUUUGAAUAUGGUGUCAAACAGGGGAGACAAGGAAAGGGUUCUAUCUUCGUCUGGGCCUCCGGGAACGGGGGGCGUCAGGGCGACAACUGUGACUGCGACGGAUACACGGACAGCAUCUACACCAUCUCCAUCAGCAGUGCCUCGCAGCAAGGCCUAUCCCCCUGGUACGCAGAGAAGUGCUCCUCCACGCUGGCCACCUCUUACAGCAGUGGGGAUUACACCGACCAGCGAAUCACGAGUGCUGACCUGCACAACGACUGCACGGAGACCCACACGGGCACCUCGGCCUCUGCACCCCUGGCCGCCGGCAUCUUCGCUCUGGCCCUGGAAGCAAAUCCAAAUCUCACCUGGCGAGAUAUGCAGCACUUGGUUGUCUGGACCUCUGAGUAUGACCCAUUGGCCAAUAACCCUGGAUGGAAAAAGAAUGGAGCAGGCUUGAUGGUGAACAGUAGAUUUGGAUUCGGGCUGCUAAAUGCCAAAGCUCUGGUGGAUCUGGCUGAUCCCAGGACCUGGAGCAGUGUGCCCGAGAAGAGGGAAUGUGUUGUCAAGGACAAUAACUUUGAGCCCAGAGCCCUGAAAGCUAAUGGAGAAGUCAUCAUAGAAAUUCCAACAAGAGCUUGUGAAGGUCAAGAAAAUGCUAUCAAGUCACUGGAACAUGUGCAAUUUGAAGCAACAAUUGAAUAUUCCCGCAGAGGAGACCUUCAUGUCACCCUCACUUCAGCCGCUGGAACCAGCACUGUACUGUUGGCUGAAAGAGAGCGGGACACAUCUCCCAAUGGCUUUAAGAACUGGGACUUCAUGUCUGUUCACACAUGGGGAGAGAAUCCCAUAGGCACUUGGACUUUGCAAAUUACAGACAUGUCUGGAAGAAUGCAAAAUGAAGGAAGAAUCGUGAACUGGAAGCUGAUCCUGCACGGGACCUCUUCCCAGCCAGAGCAUAUGAAACAGCCCCGGGUGUACACGUCCUACAACACCGUUCAGAACGACCGAAGAGGGGUAGAGAAGAUGGUGGAUUCCAAGGAGGAGCAGCCUACACAAGAGGGCCUGAAUGAGUAUGCUCAGGCAUCCCAAAGCCCUGGCGGCGGUGCAGCUGGGGGCAGAAGGGAUGAGUCGGCAGAGGGCGCCCCUUCUGAGGCCAUGCUGAGACUCCUGCAAAGCGCUUUCAGCAAAAACUCACCCUCAGAGCAAUCACCAAAGAAGUCCCCAAGUGCAAAGCUCAACAUCCCCUACGAAAAUUUCUACGAAGCCCUGGAAAGGCUGAACAAACCCUCCCAGCUUAAAGACUCUGAGGACAGUCUGUAUAACGACUAUGUCGAUGGCUUCUACAACAUGAAACCUUACAAGCACAGGGACGACCGGCUGCUCCAAGCUCUGGUGGACCUUCUGAGGGAGGAAAAUUAA